AUGUCCAAUAAAACAGGAGUGACUGAGUUCUUUCUCAGGGGCUUUUCAGAUGUCCAGGAACUGAGAUUCGUCGUCAUCUUUUUUUUCUUGUUUGCCUACUUACUUUGGCUCCUGGAAAACAUCUCCAUCAUCACAGCUGUGUUUAGAGAAAGCCAUCUCCACUCCCAAAAGUACUUCUUUCUGAACAAUCAAUCUUUCUUGGACAUGUGCAACACCUCAGUCACCAGGCCCAGGGGACUGGUCACCUCCCUCACAGGCUCUGGGUGCAUUUCCUAUCUGGAGUGUGUGGUCCAGCUCUACAUGUUCAUCACCCUGGCUUCCACCAAGUGCUUUCAGCUCAUAGCCAUGAAGUAUGGCUGGUGCUUGGCCAACCUUAAGCCCCUGCUCUAUGGGACCACCAUGAAUGAAAGGCUUUCCUCUGAACUGGCUGCCAUGGCCUGGGUGAGCAGGGCCAUCUACUCUGCCUUCCAUACCCUCAACACCUUCUCCCUGCCUUUCAGCAGACCCAACAUCUUGGAACACUUUUUUUGACACGGCCCCUGAUAUGUUCCUCACCUGCGCUACCACCGCAAAGGGAAGGUGGGCUUCUCUGUGAGCAGCUGCAUUGUCAUGAGCUCCUUUGCCCUCAUGGUCCCCUCCUAUGUGUGUAUCACCUCCUCAAUCAUGUGGAUCCCCUCUAGGGAAGGACGGUGUAAAGCCUUCUCCACCUGCUCCUCACACCUGACCACAGUCAUUUUGUUUUAUGGAACUGGAGGCUUCAUGUACCUGCGACCCACCUCUCAGUAUUCCCCAACCCCAGGCCACCUGACAUCUAUUUUUUACUCCAUCCUUACCCCUACCUUGAAUCCUGCUAUCUGUUGUCUGAGGAACAGAGACAUAAAGGUUGCACUGCAGAAACUGUAUUGUCCGUGA
Messenger RNA from Heterocephalus glaber (naked mole-rat), 912 nucleotides. NCBI's taxonomy places the organism in Eukaryota, Metazoa, Chordata, Mammalia, Rodentia, Bathyergidae. The record is from RefSeq and is a predicted model, not a curated record.